UGCUUUGACAAUCAAUACCUAUUCUUCUCUCUCUUUUUCACAAACACAAGACAAUGGAUCAUCGUCCAAGAAUGAUUGAUACUUCUUUAGAUCUCAAUUUACGUCCUCUCUCACUCAUGGAUCAAGAAGAAACACAUCUUAAUACUUCCAUCAAUUUCUUCAAUCUGCACGAAAUGGGAUCUCAUGGUCAUAAAGAAGAGGAAAGUGCUUUGAUUGAGGAAGUUAGUCGAGUGACAGCAGAAAACAAGAAACUAAACGAAACAUUGACAAUCAUGUACGAGAAUUACAACACAUUGAAACACCAGGUUGUCGAUUAUGUUAGCCGGAGCAUUACAAUGGAGAACACGGGAGCAAUACAGAUUCCCCGCAAAAGAAAGAAUGCAUUGGAUCAUCAUCAACAAGCCUCGACAAAUAAUAAUAACUCCGACAGCAGUUCAAGCGAUGAUGAUUCAAUGAAGAAACCAAAAUCAGAACAACAUGUCAAGGCCAAAAUCACAAAAACCUACUUCAAGACAGAACCAUCCGAUCAUACCAGCCUUUUAGUAAAGGAUGGAUAUCAAUGGAGGAAAUAUGGGCAGAAAGUGACUAGAGAUAACCCAUGUCCAAGAGCUUAUUUCAAAUGCUCAUUCGCCCCUGGCUGUCCUGUUAAGAAGAAGGUUCAGAGAAGUGUAGAAGAUCAGUCAGUUUUGGUGGCAACUUAUGAAGGAGAACAUAACCACCCGCAACCGGCCACUUCGACGACUGGUUCGAAUCGAAAUUCGUCGGUCAGCCCGUCCGGGAAGAGCUCAUUGAUCAGCAGUAGUAGUAAUAGUAAUAAUAAUAUUACUACUACUGUUGUUGAUACAGUGACUCUGGACUUAACAACAAAGGUCAAGUCCCCGGCGGAGGCGAAGAGCUCGCAGUCGGCGCUUAAUUCGCCGGAAUUUAAGAAAUUCUUGGUGGAACAAAUGGCAAGUUCAUUGACCAAAGACCCAGGUUUCAAAGAAGCAUUGGCAGCCGCCAUAUCGGGAAGGAUCGUCCAAAAUAAUAAGUAAAGAAAUAAGACAAAUUAAGAUAGUUGAAAGACCAAACGUGAGCAAUCCAAAUUUGAUGUUUUCACGUGUGUGUGUACGUAUGAUGACAAGUCAAGGAUUUGACUCGAGAUAUAUUAAAAUAUGUAAAUACCCAAUUGGAUUUGGAUUGAAAAUCUCCAAAUUCAGUCAUGGUGAAAAGUCGUGAUGUGCUGUACAAGACAUCAUCUUCUAUUGUUAUGAUAUCAGAUCAGACUAAUACUUUCCAUUUCUA
Messenger RNA from Impatiens glandulifera, 1284 nucleotides. Its product is annotated as probable WRKY transcription factor 40. The transcript has 3 exons. The coding region runs from base 54 to 1034 and encodes 326 amino acids. Gene Ontology annotation, molecular function: DNA-binding transcription factor activity; sequence-specific DNA binding. Gene Ontology annotation, biological process: regulation of DNA-templated transcription. Lineage: Eukaryota; Viridiplantae; Streptophyta; Magnoliopsida; Ericales; Balsaminaceae. The record is from RefSeq and is a predicted model, not a curated record.